Eimeria acervulina is the source of this 3216-nucleotide messenger RNA. RefSeq lists its product as hypothetical. The record is from RefSeq and is a predicted model, not a curated record. The transcript has a single exon. Lineage: Eukaryota; Apicomplexa; Conoidasida; Eucoccidiorida; Eimeriidae. The coding region runs from base 1 to 3216 and encodes 1071 amino acids. Gene Ontology annotation, cellular component: nucleoplasm.
AUGGAGAGUACAGGGCGCUGUGGAGGUGGGGGUGUACUUCGGUGUUUGCUCCUGCCGCUGCUGCCGCUUUUGCUGCUGGGAGGAUGGGGCUUUCCUCGUGUUGCAUGCAGCGCUGUAAGCAGCGUAGAAGUCUCUGGGGGAUUUGGCUUCCAGGAUGAGCUGCGAGCAGCGAGUUCUGCUGCAGCUUCAGGGGUUGGCUGGAGUGGUGAUGAACAUGGGGGUGCGCGUGCAGCCCCAUCUCGGCGCCCCAAGCCAGCAGGGAUGGCAGCUACACGAAGAGGAGGUAGAGGGGGAGUAGGAGCUACCAGACGACCUAAGACUAGAGCCGGCGUUACUUUGAGGCCCACUAGGAAGACCAUGAAUAGAGGGAGAGGAAUGUUUGGAGAAGCAACAGAUGCUGCAUCACUGCAGAGAACUACGAGAAAAAUGCUGGAGUCUUAUAGAAGGAGUACAAGGGCCGUUCAGGCUCAGCAGCGCUCUGGGAAGCACUCUGCAUUGUUGCUGCUUGUUGCUGUUGCUGUUGUGCUAGCGGUUUCUGUUGUUUUAGCUGAGCGCAAGGCAGCAGCAGCAGAGUAUGCUCGCGAAGUAGACGAAAACAAUAUGAUGUCGGAUACAGAGAAAGCAUCAAUGAACCAGGAUCUUUCUUCUGCUGCUGCCCAAGCAGCAAUGGCAAGACGUGAAAUAGAGCUGCUGCAGGAGCGGGAGACGGCGGCGAGGGAAGCACUGAAGGUAAUCAAAGAGCGAAGGGAAACAGCUUCAUCGAGAGCAACGCAAGCGCUGCUAGCUGCGCAUGCAGAUACUGAUGAAUCCGUGAGAAGAGCUAAGGAAAGGAUCGAGCAGGCUACUGCAGCAAGAAAUGCAGCAAAGCAAGACCUAGAAGCGGUGCUGGCGCUCGACGGCGUCACUCCAGAGACAGCUGGGGACUUCUUAACAAGGGUGUCUACGGAGCUACAGCGAUGGCAGCAAGAAGACGACCAAGUAUCUACAUCUAUUGCUGAUGUCACAGCAGCAAUGCAGUGCGGGCCGGAGGAGGAGCUGCGGAAGCGUGCAGUAGAACUGGAAACCUUGGAGCAGGAGUUGUGUGCAUUGAGAGAAGAAGUGAAGGGGCUGGAGGAAGAGGCAUCAGAAGAACGAGCAAAAGGUGUAGAAGGGUCUGAGCUAGAUAAAGAGAUCUCUGCGCUGCUGGAGGAGCGAUCCAAGUCAUUAGAACAGUUGCUACAAAGCAGAAAAACGACAGAUAGCUUGAAAACAGAGGAGGAGGAGCUACGGAGACAGAUUAAAAAGGUAGAAGAAGCAACAGAGAUGGAUGAAGCCAAGCUUGUAGUGCUCGGGAAACAGCCUAAGACAUGGACAGCUGUUGAUACGUCGCGGAUGUUUAGAGAAGAGGUUGAUCUGCUGGAGGCGCAACAGACCCUGCAGCUGCUAGAAGCGCAGCAGCAGCUUCUCACAGAAGAGUUCAAGGAUAUAGAUAUUUCUAAAGAAGAGGCUCAGGUGAAGAAGGCUGAAGAGGAGCUCAACAACUGCACUAGCACAGACCCCACUGUACGUAAGGCCCUCAAAGACGCCUUAGAUAAGGCGCGAACGAAGUUGCAGGAAGAAAACAUGAAGGCUUCCAAGAUAUUUACUCUGAAGGCUACUAUAGACAGCGAGGUCCGGGCUGCACAGAAGCAAGUAGAGCGCUGCAAGCAAGCUAUUGCAGCAUUAAAAGAAACACUGCCAGAUCGGCUGCGCUUCCCUGCUGCAUUUGGGUUGGCGACAUUAAUGGAUAUCACUAAGGAGAUGGACCGUCUGCAUGUAUUACUGUUUGAAAUCCAAGAAGAAGGCUACGACUUCUCUACUCGCGCCUUUAAGAAUAAGCCAAAGGGUGCAAGUUCCCGGCAGUUCUGGAAGACCCAUGUAGAUCCCGCAGGGAAGAAAUACCGUGCUGGAGUAGAGAAGCUGAUGAAAGAAAAUUCAUCGAUGCAUGUAGCUGAAACACAGGCAACAUAUCAGCUUACGAGGCAGCGGCUUACGCAUAAUAUGAUGGCGUUGCCAGUCGCUGAGCUGAUAGAAGCUCUUCAGAGCGGUAUAACUGGAGGGGUGGGGGCGCAGCUAGCAGAAGAUCUUUGGCAAAAUUUUGUAUCUCUUGUGGCGGAGACAGAAACUAAAUUGGGCCUCACAAAAGAAUUGCUGGACGAGCUAGAGACAGAGGCAGAAGUCUUAAGGCUAGAAGGCUGGGAUGAAAAGAGACCUGGUGCACACAUUUUUAGUGCCACAGGAAUAACUGUUGUUCGUUCAAGGCUUACUGUAUACGAAAAAGUUUUAUCGGAGCUGCGGCAACACACGAAAGAAGAUAUGGAUGAAGUUGCAGACGAAAUGCUGCAGCGUGCUGCGUGGGGGGCCCUGACGCGGAGAGCAAGGUAUGGUAAUGAUAUCUUUGUUCAGGGGAUGCUAUAUCAAGCUGCAGGAGAUGCUCUAGAUAAAGAAGAAGAAACACUCCAAAAAAUCCGAGAGAAAAACCUUGCUACAGAAAGACAAUAUGCGCCUACACUCAGCAGCCCCCAGCGACGCCCCCAGCAGACUCCAGCAGCAACUCCAGAGAAACGAGAACCGGCGCACGAAGAUACUGCUGCUGCCGGUGCUGCAGCAGCAACAGAAGCAGCAGAGAGCCAGCAGCAAGAAGAUGUAAUUACUCCACCUGAUGAAGUACAGGGACAGGAAACAGAAGAAGAGGAGACACUGCCUCCAACGCCAGCUCCGCUGCCGGCACAGGAGACACAAACAACAACAGCAAAACCUCCAGCAACACAAACAACAACAGCAAAACCACCAACAACAGAAACAGCAGCAGCAAAACCACCAGCAACACAAGCAACAGCAGCAGCACAAGAAGAAAAAGAAGAUAAGAAAAAGGAAGAAGAAGAAGAAGAAGAAGAGGAAGAAGAAGAAGAAGAAGAAGAAGAAGAAGAAGAAGAAGAAGAAGAAGAAGAAGAAGAAGAAGAAGAGGAAGAUGAAGAUGAAGAUGAAGAUAGUGAUGAAGAGAGUGAUGAUGGCUUGCUCUGGCUAGCGGGAGAAGUUGUAGAUGAAUUUCCUGAGGCCUUUGAUGUUAGGGAUCUGGGAGACCUCGUAGGCUUUACCUACAAGGAUGUGCUGACCCUGCGGCCGCGGGGUGUAAAACGAAGCGGCAGUGCAGAGGGCGAUGCAUCAUUACCGCGAGACCAGCAAACACCACCGUAA